AUGAUAAGAGUGAUGGUCUUGACUGGACGCCAAAUGCAAGGACGUCCAAUUGAAAAUGACCUUAACAAAAAAUGUAUUUCUACAAGGGUAUCAGUGAAUGCAUUGAUUGGUGACCGAGGCCUAUGCCAUGGUUUAUGUGAUCUUAAAGUUCCGAAACUUUUAAUCGACCGAUCCACAGGAUUAUACAAUUGGCCCGGAUGGGCCUUGACUUUUGAUACGGAUGAAAACAGUUCAUUUCACUCGAGUUCACCCGAUAAUAGUGACUUCGGCACGGAUAGCGCCGACAGCGGACCCAUCGGGGUAGCAUGCAAUCGCCCACGUAUAACGGGUUUUACGUCUUUUACUGAGACAUCUAGUGAAUCCUCGAGUGAAGCUUCGAGUAAAUCAAAAACUAGCAGACUGGACGUUUUUAUUAAUGGCCGCGGCGGAGACUACUGGGAUCGACGUAUGCGUAAACGGUUCGAUUUGUACAUGCGCACAUCGUUCAAUGAACGACGUAUUCGUGGAGCCAUUCGCGAGGCAAGGCGCAAGGUGCGUCUCCAAUAUGACAGUGAACGUCGUUCGAUGGAGCCGCUCUUCGACGCGGAAGCGAAGCGCGCAGAAGCGUUGGCUGCUGAGCGUGUGCGUUCCAAAGUGAGACACCAAAACGAAACACUUCGAGUCAAUAAUUAUCCCGCACCAAGGGGAAAAUCAAUUGAACAUUAUUUGUAUCGGUAUAAACAGCUUAAUCACAAAUUAAAAUCACAGUUGGAGUGUUCGUGGACAAGGUAUUACGGCAAAAAGUUAAUUCCUACAAAUAUAAAUAAAUCGGAGCACCGAAACGAUAUAUCGUUGAAAUGUUGGGUAUCACCAGUUCCCUGGAUUCAUCAAACCGGAAUAAAGUGA
Macrosiphum euphorbiae (potato aphid) is the source of this 885-nucleotide messenger RNA. The record is from the annotation of a GenBank genome assembly. NCBI's taxonomy places the organism in Eukaryota, Metazoa, Arthropoda, Insecta, Hemiptera, Aphididae.